This is a messenger RNA of Ipomoea nil (Japanese morning glory), 2353 nucleotides long. RefSeq names its product G-type lectin S-receptor-like serine/threonine-protein kinase SD2-5. Bases 143 to 2353 code for a protein of 736 amino acids. Gene Ontology annotation, molecular function: ATP binding. The record is from RefSeq and is a predicted model, not a curated record. The transcript is spliced from 3 exons. NCBI's taxonomy places the organism in Eukaryota, Viridiplantae, Streptophyta, Magnoliopsida, Solanales, Convolvulaceae.
AGGAAGACUAGAUUGGUAGACUUGACUUAAUUAAUAGCUUACGCGUUAUGAUGUGUGACUUGUGAGCUUGGUUUGGUUUGGUUUCCUACCCAUUAUUAUAUUGUUGCUCCUCCGAUCCUUUGAUUACACAUACACACACACAAUGAUGGCGACUUGGCAUUACAUUUACUACACCCAAACCCAGUCAUCAUUACGUAUCCUUGCAGCAGCGCAAGUUCUCCUAGUACUAGUAGUAGUUAUCCUUUGUUCGCAAUCCAGCCUGCUUAUCUGUGGCCAACCGCAACCGCUUGCGGAGUAUAAUAUUGGCAACUCCUCCUCUAUUAUUUCCUGGACCGACAGUAAUAGUAACUACUCCUAUGACGCAAAUUAUGGAGUUGGAUUAUCCAGGGUUAUCCUGUUCAGACAAAUCAAUUCUUCUACCAGCUUCGCAUGUGGCCUAAUCUGUGAUUACUUUGGCACUACCUGCCUCUUCGGUGUCCUUGUUUCCCAAUAUUUUUAUUACAACUCGCCUCACAACCACCAGUAUCUAAUUUGGUCUGCUAUCCAGAAGCGAACUGUGACAGUAAAUGCAAGCUUGGAACUGAGGCGAGAUGGAGGGUUGUUUCUGAUGGAGUCUGACGGAUCCCUGGUUUGGUCCACGCACACCAAUACCAAUGUCUCCGGUUUGAAAUUGACGGAUAAGGGAAAUCUUGCCAUUUUUGGACAAAAUAAUGAAACCAUUUGGCAGUCUUUUGAUUAUCCAGUGGACGUUAUACAACCUCGUCAAGGGCAAGUAAAAAAUGGUAGGGCAAUGGAGCUUAUCAGAGGCAGCAUAUCAACUUCAAACUAUGGAGAAGAUGGGGUUCCAUUAUCUGUAGUUCUCCUGUUCCGUCAUGGCAGCAUUCAUUAUGAUGGGAUGUUUACGUGUGGCUUAAUCUGUGAUGACUUCGGCACUACCUGCCUCUUCGGUGUCCUCUUACUCCAGGAUAUUGAUAUACCCAAUGAAUUAAACUUGGAUUACCAGAGUCUAGUUUGGUCUGCUAACCGGAACCAUCCUGUCACAGUUAAUGCAACCGUGGAACUGAGGCGAGAUGGAGGCUUGGUUUUGAUGGACUCUAAUGGAACAGUGGUUUGGUCCACACACACUAAUGGGACUCCUGUCUUGGGAUUGAAUUUGACCGAGAAUGGAAACCUUGUCAUUUUUGGCAAAAAUUAUGAAACCAUUUGGCAGUCUUUUGAUCAUCCUACAGACACUAUACUACCUGCUGCUUGGAAAGUAAUGUCGUCCGGUCUUAGGGGACAGACGAUUCUCAAAGCCAGUAUAUCAAAAUCAAUUUUUGGAGAAGGUUUAUAUUCACUCUACAUUGAUUAUGACUAUUCGGCUUAUGCUUAUAUACGCUCCUCUAAUGCGUAUUGGUAUCAAUAUGCUAAUAUAGAAGAUAUGUCCAAUUAUUUUCCAAACAAUGCAUUCAUCAAGUUUGAGCCUGAUGGACAUUUGAGAACGUAUGGAAUUGAGUCUUCUGACUGGGCGGAAACUGCUGAUGUUUUUACACCUCCUACUGGUUUUUGUGGAUACCCAUUGGCUUGCGGAAAAUACGGUGUUUGUGAUGGGUAUAAUCAAAACUGUAAUUGUCCUCCUGAUCAUGAACUGGGCUUUUUCACGCCAGUUAACCGAAGUCAAGCAACCCAAGGAUGUUCUUUAAAUACUCCCAUUUCGUGUGAGCAUUCCCAACUCCACACUCUUCUGGAGAUGAAGAAUACGAGUUUCAUUGGCCACAAUGUGAGAGACGAAUUUGGUGACUACACUGAUUUACAAAGUUGUAAAAACAGAUGUUUGAGGGACUGCUCAUGCAAAGCACUUCAUUUUUAUGGUGGUUAUUCAAAAGGGUACUGUUUAUUGCUGAAUCAAGUUCUCUCCCUUGUGACCAUGGACUACGUGGGAAGCAACAAAUCUAUUUAUCUGAAGGUGCAAAAUUCCUCGACUCAGCUAUCAAUUCCAAAAACUACUCAUCCAUGGGUUCAACAGAGGCAUGCCAAAAUUAUAUUGGGGACUAUUGGUGCUUCCAUGGCUGUGCUUGUAAUAAUCACCAUUUAUUUUUUGUUGGUUAGAAAGAAAACAGUCCAACCUGAAGAUGAGGAAGAGUUUUUGGAUGGUCUGCCAGGGUUUCCUACUCGAUUCUCUUAUCAAGACUUGAGUGCUAUGACCCAAAAUUUCAGUACAAAACUUGGAGAAGGAGGGUUUGGUUCUGUUUUUGAAGGUGCACUGUGCGGAGGCACUAAGAUUGCAGUAAAGUGCCUCAAGGGAGCUGAUCAAAUCAAGAAUUCAUUUAUGACAGAAGUUGAUUUUGUGCUACAAAAUCACAGAGGCUUCUAG